GAGUUUGCACUGGGAUAGAUCCCUGAAAUAUGUAAAUGGUGUGGGGGUGCCUAUAGAUAUCCAGAAGAUGCUUCGGCAUGCUUCUGCAUUUUCUUAGACCGCCAUACGGAUAUCACUUAGCUAUCUGAUUUUGGGAUUGAGAACAUGGAGCAACUGAAAUGCUGCAUAAUUGGGGAGUGUAAUGAGAUUUGGGUUAUUAUUGAUGGAACUGACAUGUACGAUGAAGCUGAUAGAAGUGGAAUUGUAUCAGAAAUAUUGGAGGAUGAAACGAGACUUCUCAAGUCACUUGAAUAUCUCUAUGUAUAUCGUAUGAAGAGUUUGAGUUGCAUUUAUGAGGGGCCGCUGCAUCGAGGAUCCUUGUCUCAUCUUAAAUGCUUGGCCUUAGUCACAUGCCCUCGGUUGACUACUCUAUUCACACCUGGCCUACUGGAAAAUCUUGAUAGCUUAGAAGAGCUCAAAGUCAAAGACUGCCGUGUUGUCUCAAGUUUAGUGACGUGUGAAGAUACUUCUAUUUACGAGAGUACUCACUUCCUCCCCAACAUGAAAAGGAUAUCCCUAUUCUCGUUGCCAGAACUCAUUAGCAUUUCCGGUGGCUUACGCGUUGCACCAAACUUGGAACGAAUGAGCAUUAUCGAUUGUCCGAAUCUCAAGAGUCCAUCACCUGAUGAAAUCUGUUGCAAUCAUCCGACAGGGACUAAAGCACAAAGUAUUCCAAAUGAUGCAAGCAGAGAGCAGCCUGCUCCUACUGUGGUUUCGUCUACAACCACUGUUAAUGCAGACCGUUCAACUUCUAAACUCAAAAGGGAACCUAAAGUUGCUUCUUGGCUGCGGAAAUUCAAAUUUAAAGAUCUUAAGUUAGCUGCUAGAAACUUUAGUGCUGCAAGUCUUCUUGGUAAAGGUGGUUUUGGCUCUGUACGUGGAUUUACGAAUGAGAAAUUAGUAGUCGCUCCUCAGCUGCGGAAAUUCUCAUUAAAGGAUCUUAAGUUAGCUACAAGAAACUUUAGUCCCGAGGGUCUGCUUGGUCAAGGCGGUUUUGGCCGAGUCUUUAAGGGUUGGAUUGAAGAAAAUGGGACUGCUCCUGCCAGCCCUGGCACUGGGUUGAUUGUUGCUGUUAAGAUUUUCGAGCUAAGUGGGCAGCUGGCUUACGAACGAUGGCUGGCUGAAGUGAGUAUUCUUGGUCAUCUAGUGCAUCCAAAUUUGGUAAAGUUAAUUGGAUAUUGCGUGGAAGGGAACCAAAGGCUUCUUAUAUAUGAGUAUAUGCAACGAGGGAGCUUGAAAGAUCACCUCUUUGAAACGGAAUUGCCUCUCACUUGGCGUAACAAGACGAAAAUAGCGCUGCAAGCUGCAGAGAUUCUUGCUUUUCUUCAUGGGAAGGCAGAACCGCCAGUGAUAUUUCGUAAUUUUAAACCUUCCAAGAUCCUAUUAGAUGAUGACUACAAUGUCAAGCUUACUGGUUUUGGACUUGCAACUGUUCUCGAGGGAGAUGACUCUCACUCCGGCACUGUCGUAGGAACACUUGGCUAUAUUGACCCGGAAUACUUAAUGCGUGGGAAGAUGAAAGAAUUUUGCCCGAAUUGAUGGAUCCAAGGCUCACAAGUGAGUACUCAGAAAAAGGUGCCCAGAUUGCUUUGUAGUUGGCUGCUGGCUGCCUUGAACUAGAUCCGGAUUCUCGUCCCUGGAUGAGUGAAGUUGUCAAAGUUUUGAAGACUAUCCAAUAUCUUCCAUACAUGCCAAGUACAUCAGAUAUUGAGGACAAGACAGGGAAGCGCUAGCCGUGGAAUGGCAUCCAAACUCAAAUCAUGGUGAAUUCAAGGAAUGCAGCUCCUUCAUUUCCGGAUGGGACCAACACAUAUCCAUGCCACCACACCACCAAUCUUUGGAAGCCAAUGAUAAACUGCGGCAAUGUGCCUAUAAAUAGUCGGCAUUCAACCCCAUUUUUCUCUUUUUCUCCUCUUUCCUUUUUUGGUGCCGGAGUUUUGGCUUCCAUAUAAAUAUUCACUCCUAAUUAUUGAAAUGUCAAUAGAGAAAAAUAUAGUAUGAGUUAUGCUACGUUUAUAAAGUCAUCCAUUGAGAAGUGGUGAGGUGAAGCCCGAAAUUGAGACUUGGGCAUUGGUACCUUAUCUCUCCUCUACAGUGUUUUAAUGAUAAUGAUUACCUUUGAUUGUAUC
Messenger RNA from Eucalyptus grandis, 2168 nucleotides. Its product is annotated as probable serine/threonine-protein kinase PBL11. Lineage: Eukaryota; Viridiplantae; Streptophyta; Magnoliopsida; Myrtales; Myrtaceae. The transcript has 6 exons. The coding region runs from base 145 to 1578 and encodes 477 amino acids. Gene Ontology annotation, molecular function: protein kinase activity; ATP binding. The record is from RefSeq and is a predicted model, not a curated record. Gene Ontology annotation, biological process: protein phosphorylation.